UCGACAUGGGGGACUCCUUUGUAAUAGCGAUAGACUUUGGAACUGCGUAUAGUGGACAUGCCUUCAGUAUGACUGCCAGAGACGCUGUAGCUGAUAUCCAUAUAAAGAUGUGGGGUGAAGAUGUUUGUCAGCAGACUCCUAAGACUCCUACUUGCAUUCUCUUCAAUGAAAAGGAAGAAUUCUUCAGGUUUGGUUAUAAAGCCAAAACAAAAUAUUUUAGAAUGAGGGGACAGCAAGCCAAAGAUUAUUUCUUCUUUGACAACUUCAAGAUGUCCCUCUAUGGUAAAAAUGUCAACAGGGAUCUGAAGAUUAAGGCAGCCAAUGGGAAGGAAUUAUCUGCACUUAAGGUUUUUACAGAAGCUCUCAGAUUCCUGAAAGAUGAUGCACUAGAAACCAUCAAUAAUAGUGUGGCUGGUAAAAAGUUCAUAGCCUCUGACUUCACUUGGGUGCUGACUGUUCCUGCCAUCUGGGAUCAUUCAGCUAAACAGUUCAUGAGAGAAGCUGCAAUGCAGGUAGCUCUAUUAAAAAAUCUCCUGUGUGUUAAUUUAGAAGCCUAUUUUCUAAUGUUGUAUUUAUUUAUAUUCCAGGCAGGCAUUGCAACAGAAAUAAAUAAGGAAAAACUUAUCAUUGCACUGGAACCAGAAGCAGCAUCUGUGUGGUGUAAGAAGCUGCCAGCUGACGGCUUCAUCGCAGAACGCCAAGGAAAAGACACACUAGAUCAAUCUCCAAAAACACAAUAUGUUGUUGUUGAUUGUGGAGGAGGAACUAUUGACAUCACUGUUCAUGAAGUGCUUGAGGGAGGAGCCCUGAAGGAGCUGCACAAGGCCUCUGGGAACAAUCUGGGAGGACAAACUGUGGACAGAAAAUGCAAAGAGUUCCUAAAAGAAAUCUUCUCCGAUGGAGUCUGGGAUGAAUUUGAGAAAAACCAUCCCAAUGACGUUAUGAAGAUGAUGAAUGAUUUCACACUUUUCAAAAAACAAGAUGAUAAUGCAGAGAUUGAUUGUCCUUUUAACCUUGGAGAGAUUGCUCAGCAAAAGAAAACAAUGGAGGACUUUUUUAAAGUUGUGCAGGGAGCCUCCUGGGAUGAAGGAUCUAUUGUCAUCUCUAAGCAGAAACUUAGAGAUUUCUUUGCAGAGAGUCUACAAGGCAUUACUCAGAGUCUGCAAGAAAUAUUUACCAAAGGUCUAAACAUAAAGUACAUUCUGUUAGUAGGAGGAUAUGCUAACAGCAAGAUUCUGCAAAAACAUUUUACUGACAAGUUUGAGGAUAAGUGUAAAAUUCUGUGUCCAGUUAGACCUCAAGAAGCCAUCCUCAGAGGAGCUGUGGAGUUUGGAAGAAACCCACACUUGGUGGCAUCUAGGAAAAGUGCCUUUACCUACGGAGUCAGAGUAUCUCGAAGGUUUGAGAGGUUCAAGCACAAACCAGAAAAGAAAAUCAUCAACAAAGAUGGUGAGUGGUGCAGGGAUAUUUUCAUGAAACUGGUGGAAUCUGGUGAAGAUGUGGGUUGGGAUGAAACCAGAACCUUCAGCUUAUAUCCCACCCAAGCAGAUAUGACUACGAUGAACUACAAUUUCUAUUGCACAAAAAAGAGACGACCAAAGUAUGUGGAUGAGGAGGGAAUAGACAAAAUUGGCUGCUUCCUUCUAAACUCUCCGAACACCAAGCGUGGUCUGCAUCGUGAACUCAAACUGAAUAUUAAGUUUGGCUUCACAGAAAUGACAGCACAAGGCGUAGACAUAGAUUCUAAAUUAACAUCCUCAAUUGAGCUCGAUUUUAUGAGGAAUUAAAAUCUUCA
Messenger RNA from Fundulus heteroclitus (mummichog), 1795 nucleotides. Its product is annotated as heat shock 70 kDa protein 12A. Lineage: Eukaryota; Metazoa; Chordata; Actinopteri; Cyprinodontiformes; Fundulidae. The coding region runs from base 6 to 1787 and encodes 593 amino acids. The transcript has 3 exons. The record is from RefSeq and is a predicted model, not a curated record. Gene Ontology annotation, molecular function: ATP-dependent protein folding chaperone; ATP binding.